Messenger RNA from Coffea arabica (coffee), 1569 nucleotides. NCBI's taxonomy places the organism in Eukaryota, Viridiplantae, Streptophyta, Magnoliopsida, Gentianales, Rubiaceae. The record is from RefSeq and is a predicted model, not a curated record.
AUGAUUGCGGUUUAUAGUAAAAGUGGGCGUUUUGGAGAUGCUUGCAAGUUGUUUCAUGAAAUGCCUGACAGAGAUAUUGUUUCUUGGACAGCAAUGAUUUCGGCUUACGUUCGUGAAGACAAUUUUUUCGGGGCUUUUAGAUUGUUUGGGAAAAUGCAAAAUGAGGUGGAACCCAAUGCAGUGACAAUGUUAGGCCUGCUGCAAGGAUGUCCUAGUAUGGUCGAAGGGAGACAACUUCAUGGAUAUAUCAUUAAAAAUGGGUUAUUGCAUGAUCGCUCUGUGGAAAAUUCGCUGUUGAAUAUGUAUAGUCACGUUGAUAGUGUUUCUGAUGCUGAAAUUCUUUUUGGAGAAAUAGAUAAAAGGGAUGUAGUUACUUGGAAUAUAAUGUUGUCAUUGUACACUUAUAAAGGAGAUAUUACGAGGAUGAUUGGUUGUUUUCGACAAAUGUCUGGUGAAGUAGAUCCUAGCUGCGAGACGUUGACUGUGUUUGUUUCAGGGUUAGCAGAAUGUGGAUAUCUAUUUGAAGGUAGACAAAUACAUUGUCUAGCUUUGAAGAAGGGACUUUUUGAUGAUAAAUUGAGGGCUUGUUUGUUGGAUUUCUAUGCAAAGCAUCGGGAGGUGGAUAUAUCUGCUAAGCUAUUUGAAGAAGUUCAUUACAGAAACUCUAUCACUUGGAAUACUAUGAUGCUGGGGUUUAUUGAAAAUGGGCUGUUUAAAGAGUGUAUUGCAUUGUUUAAGCAAAUGCUACUUGUAGGUGUUCGGCCAGGUGCUGAAAUACUGAGAACUCUUAUUCUUGCUUAUACCCACAUGGGGGCAGUACAAUUGGGCAAAGGGAUACAUGGAUACAUUAUAAGGAAGUCAUUUGUUGAGUCUGGUGCUGCUAUAACGGCCUUGGAAACUUCUAUCUUAAAUAUGUAUCUUAGAUGUGGAAGUCUUUCUGCUGCAGGCGUUUGCUUUGACAGAAUGGUAGGUAAAGACCUUGUGGCAUGGACAUCAAUGAUUGAGGGCUAUGGAAUGCAUGGAUUGGGUUUUCAAGCAUUAGAACUAUUUCAGAAAAUGGUGGAGGAAGGAUUAAAGCCGAACGACAUGACCUUCUUAAGCAUACUAUCUGCUUGUAGCCAUUCCGGCCUAUUAAGUGAAGGCUGCCAGAUUUUAUAUUGCAUGAGAUCAAAAUUUUCUGUUGAACCUAAUUUGAACCAUUACACCUGCAUUAUCGAUAUGUUAGAUGGUCGGAUUUUUGGUGCACUUCUAGCCGCCUCUAGAGUUUACAUGGACAAAAAAGUUGCUGACUAUGCAGCAAAUAGGCUCCUGGAAUUAGAACCUGAUAAUGCUGGAUACCACACCCUUAUCAGCAAUGUAAAAGCAAGUGCAGAGAAGUGGUUUGAAGUUGAAGAUUUCAGGAGCACAAUAAAAUCCAAAGAUUUGAUGAAGCUACCUGGUUGGAGCUGCAUAGAAGCAAAGGGGUUUCUUCACGGUUUUGUCUCAGGAGACAGAUCACAUCCUUAUGCGGAUUGCAUCCAGCAGACGUUAGAAAUCUUGAACAGAACCAUGCAAGAUGUGCUUAUGUAG